AUGCAUUGUCUAUUGAAAAAUGCAUUAAACUUCGAUAAGUUUAAGAACAUCAAAAUUGACUUAGUUAACAAGGUAAAAGCCUCUGACACGACAGAUUCUCAUGAAGAAAAUGAAGUAUUCAACCUUUUAAAAGAUAAAGAAUUUUUCUCUGAAGGGUUACAGCUCAGUAGACAUAACAAUUUGGAAUGCACAUCUUCAGUGAAAAAUAAAUUGAAACAUAUUAAUAACUUAAAACGGCAUUUAAAUGAUAUAACGAACUUAAGACAACUUGAAAAAUGUAGGUUAUAUAAAGAGACAGGUAGAGUUAAAACAGUUCGCAGUAGAACCGUAGGAGUUUCUUCAUUUUUAAAAAAUGGGCAUGGUGACGGUUGCGACGAUAAGAGCGUGGAAAUGUUCAAUAGCAAUGUUCCGCUCUAUGGAGAAAUCAAAACAUUGUAUAAAGAUGUGUUUUGUAAAACGGUGUCCAGGAGGAUCCAGAAGAAGGGAUUAAUAAGAAAAACAUUUUUUAAAACGUUCAUGUUUAAGUUCAUUUCUGAGUUAAACAGUAAUAGUGACAGGAAGCAUAUAGACAUAACUAAAUUUGAGCUGACAAACGGAAAAUUAAUUGCGUAUCUUCACUGUUAUAAAAAAUGCUCCCCUGAAAAGGUGCACCAUGAUAGAAAUGUGCAGAUUUAUUUAAAAAAGAAAAUUUAUUAUAAAUCUAUCAUUACAAAAAAACGUGUUAGUUCUGUAAAAAGAAAUAAACAAAUGCGAACGUGCUUAAGGAGAGAAAAGCCCGAACGGUAUUGCGAUGAUAGGAACCAAGUUAAAAGCGGCUCCAACGAAAUGCAUAAUGCACCAGAAAAAAUAUAUACAAACCGCGAGAAAGAUCGAAAGAAAGAAUUUAACAAUUGCUGUGCGUAUAACUGUGAAGAAUCGCUCUUUUUGGUGAAACCAUUUGAGACGAAGCAGCUUCCUAACAAAAAUGCUGCUAAUUCUGUAAUGGCAAAAUGGAAUUGUUUACAGUCAUCUGCAGACAAAAAGGAAUUUCACAAGAACACAGGGAGAAAUGCUCACAUAGAGUUUGUGAGCAGGUGCGGAGCGGCAAGCACGGAAGAAACGGUCAACACUUUAAUCGAAGGGGGAUACAGAAAGAAUUCAAAAAUUUACACCUUCAGUAACCUUGGAAAUGGAGAAAUGAAAGAUAUGAAGAAGACUAAGGAAGUGUUCGAAAUUCACAAUUCGGAAAUUGUACAUAAAAAUUCAUCAAAUCAGAAAAACAUAAAUUUGAGUGAACUUCGUAGAGUGAGCAGCAAUGACCAACAGAAUAAUAAAAAGGAAUUUAAAAGAAUCAGGGACCCCCGUCUUCAUUUUCUCAGCAAUAAUGUUAACUUUUACGAAACAGUGAUUAAUGAAGAGAAAUGUAAAGCAGAAAAUAUAAAAAGGGGCGAUAACCUUUGCGAUCAAAAUAUAAUGCAAAAUGGAGAAAUGAACGAAAUAAAGCAGAAAAUCAAAACAGCGCUAGUCAGCUUGAAUAAUAUAAGAAAGAACAAUUAUAAGUUAAAAUUUUGUCUUGAAAAAGAAAUUAUAGAUAACACCAUUCACCAAAAUGAGUUAAAAAGAAGUUUAGGUUCCGUUUUUAGUGAAAAUAGUGCACAUAACAAAAGUGCGCACGUGGGUCGAAAUUCCCUCGACGGGAGAAGUAAAAAUAUAGACAAACGCAGAAAUAGUAGAUACGAUGGUGACAACCAUCAGGGGCAAAAGGCUAAAACGCAAAGAGAGGAAAAUGCACAAAACGGUUUCUGCAAUAAUGUUAGGAGCAUAGGAGAAAAAAUCACAUUGGAGAAAAAAGGUGCCAAUGGUUGCAGUAGUGUGAGUUGUGAAAAAAAUAAAAACGAACGUCUUCACUCAACUGAAGAAGGUGUCAAAUCAACGCGCGCCGUUAUAAAAAGCGAUCAAAAUGAAGGCAAAACCAAAUUAGUCAGUAAAACGGAGGCCAAAAGGAACCACUUUAACGAAUCGAGGGGCACUCAACUGGUUCAAAAGCGUCACACAAAUGGAAAAAAGGAGGAAAAUUUACCAAAAAGCGGCAUAAAACUGAGCAAUCGUACAUUUACAUUAAAUGGAGAAACACCAAAUAGACAUAUCUGCAGUGGUAAAAGUCUGAAGGAUGAAGAAAAGAGUGGCAUUUUAAAUAACACCCCAAAAGUGCAUAGUUGGAAAAUGGCCGUUCAGGCAAAAAAUGACGGAUUAAAAAAUAACGAAAAGGAAAAGAUUCGUGGAAUUGACGAAAGGGCACGUAGUAGCUUUUUAGGUCACCUAAAAAGCAAAGUUGAAAAGGUAGAGGCGAAAGAAAUGGACAGAAAAAAUGAAUACAUCAAAGUUGGAGGUAAACAUAAAAACUUAAGCGGGGUGAACAAAUCGACAAAGCAAUUUAAAGAAAAUAAUAGCUACGCGAACAGAAACAAAAGUAAGGAAACAAUUAAAAAUAUUGAAGCAAAUAAUUUGAAUAGCCCCUUGGAUGAUGACAAAAAAACGCAUAACAUAGUUGCUAAUUCGAGGGAUUGUACGAAAAAAUUUACAGCUUCACAAGAAAUCCUUUGUGAUGAAGCAAAUAGGGAAAGGAAACAAUUUGACCUAAGUAACGUAAGAAACAUAAAAAAAAUAAUAACCUGCGGAAUAUAUGUAAACAAAGAGGUGGACCGAAUAAAUAAAAGAAACAAAAUUGCAAUAAGCAUAAUUGAGAACUAUUUAGAAAGCACAAAUAGGACAUGUUCAUUUUUUUCCAAGCAAAAGGAAAAAAAGGCGUAUCUUCAGAAAAAUUCUAUACCUGGAAGGGAAUAUGACAAAAAAGAGGCCAAAGUUUUCCCCGGGUUGUAUGACCAUUACGCAUUUCUACUACUUAACGUUAAAAAUUACAAAGCUAUGUGA
This is a messenger RNA of Plasmodium cynomolgi strain B, 2910 nucleotides long. RefSeq lists its product as hypothetical. The coding region runs from base 1 to 2910 and encodes 969 amino acids. The transcript has 2 exons. NCBI's taxonomy places the organism in Eukaryota, Apicomplexa, Aconoidasida, Haemosporida, Plasmodiidae. The record is from RefSeq and is a predicted model, not a curated record.